GCUAGAUCGGCUUGUUCUUUGGCGUUAGCUCGGGAAUUGUCGUCUCUCCGGGAAAACGCGCAGUGAACCCCACAUUACAGUCAUCCAAGUCAGUGCAAAGUUGCACCUACAAAAUUCAUACCUAUGUGAAAACCAGAUCUCCAUUCUUAGAAUGGAUGAAAAGAAAAAGUUGGAAAAAUCCUCUAUUAAUUCCAGUGCACAAAAUUCAAAUGAUGUGAGAACAAAGCAAGCAUCAGGUGCAAGCAAUGAAGUUUAUCAUCCUAAGAGAGAUGUCUUGUUAAUGGAAGAACCUAAGAAAUGUUAUUUAUUGCGUGAGCUCACUGCAGAAAGAGCAACUAUUGAAAAAGGGAUGUUGGAUGUUGAUCGACUCAUUCUUAAACUCUUUACAUCUGGUGUUCUGGACUUCAUCUCCUUGAAUAAUAUCACUAGAAAUCCCGUCAGGAAUGAUCGGACUCGAGCUCUGUUGGAUCACUUUUUACAGAUUAAUAACAAUGGGACUUUAAGACAGUUUGUUUCUCACAUGCGCGACUCAGUGAUUCUAAAUGUGGAAGCACUAAACUGGGCUGAGUAUAUGCAAGGAUGCAGUGACAGCUGCUGUAUGUUCUUCAUUAAGAAAUACGCCGAUGUUUUUAAAUACGUAUUGGAAGAAUAUGGCGUGAAGAGAUUUAAUGAAUAUUUCCUGAAAUCAGGAAUGCUGACUGAAUCUGAGAGCAAGGAUUUAUGCAAGUACAGCUAUAAGGAAGGAGCAGAGCAUUUUAUGCACAUCCUAUUCACCAAAAAAACCAUUCUUUGUGUAGCAGAUAUGUGGUUUACAUUAGUGGAGCAUAAGCAUGACAUUCCUUACCUGGGACCAUAUAUCAACAGCUUCCUGAAAGCAUUUGAUGAGCAAACUGGACCUUUCUGUCCACAAUUUGAUCCACAAUUGCCAGUCAAGCCUCUAUUAAAAAAGAGGUGCUAUGUUAAUCUCUACCGCCUGCUUCAUUUAAUACAUGUUGAAGGCACAGAAGCUAUUAGGAGAAUUUUUGAUGCCCAUGUCUCAGCAGAAGAAUUGGAAGAAGAAAUUACGAAGAACAAAGUUUUAAUCAAGAAUCGUUUGGAGGGACCAGAUUUUAGCAACUUCAAAAAAAAAUGGAUCAAUAUUAUUUAUUCAACAGACAAAUCAAAAACUCUUCAUUUCACAUUGCCUCUUUUUCAAUUUCUUGCUGUGUUUAUGAAGAAGUUUCCCCGUCCCAAGAAGGGCUGGACUGGUAGGCUUGCAAGAUCAGACACAUCUCCAGGCGCUUAUCUGCGGCGAAUUUGUGAAAUGCGAGACCACCUCUUGAAAGAUAUUUUACACAGAUAUCUAUCCUAUGAAAAAUUUGACAGAAUGUGGAAUGAAGCUUCGGAGAUACUUGGUCAACUUGGCGUGGAUGAAAAGAGAUUGCAAGAACUUCGCAUGCAGCCAAUGAGUAUUGUAUUUGUUGAAAGGAGGUACAUGGAGAAAUACUUUAAUAAACCUCUCUCUGAACUUUUGGAGGAACUUAUUGUUAAACAACACAAAGGAAUUGAUUCUAUUUGUGCUUGUUCAUUGGCAAAGGAUGUGAGUGCAGGACAGAAGCUUGAAACUAAAGUGGCUGAAGCAAAGGUGGCGGAAACAAAAGUGGCUGAAACAAAAGUGGCCAAAGCAAAGGUGGCCGAAACAAAGGUGGUCGAAACAAAAGUGGCCAAAGCAAAGAUGGCGGAAACAAAAGUGGCCGAUACAAAAGUGGCCAAUACAAAGAUGGCUGAAACAAAAGUGGCCGAUACAAAGAUGGCCGAAACAAAAGUGGCCAAAACAAAAGUGGCCGAUACAAAGAUGGCUGAUGCAAAAGUGGCCGAUACAAAAGUGGCCAAAACAAAAGUGGCCAAUACAAAGAUGGCCGAUGCAAAAGUGGCCGAUACAAAGAUGGCCGAUACAAAGAUGGCCGAUGCAAAAGUGGCCGAAACAAAAGUGGCCAAUACAAAGAUGGCCGAUGCAAAAGUGGCCGAAACAAAAGUGGCCGAUACAAAAGUGGCCGAAACAAAAGUGGCCGAUACAAAAGUGGCCGAAACAAAAGUGGCCGAAGCAAAAGUGGCCGAUACAAAAGUGGCCAAAACAAAAGUGGCCGAUACAAAAGUGGCCGAUACAAAGAUGGCCGAAACAAAAGUGGCCGAUACAAAGAUGGCCGAAACAAAAGUGGCCGAUACAAAGAUGGCCGAUACAAAAGUGGCCGAAGCAAAAGUGGCUGAUACAAAGAUGACCGAUACUAAAGAAGAGCAGAAAGGAAAAGACACUUCAGAGGAUGAGUUUUUAUUACCUGCUGCUGUGACUGGAGACUCAAAAUCAAAAAAAAGGCGAAAAAAGUCAAGAGGGAAAAAGGGUAAAAAGUCCGAAGUUGGCCCUCAGGCACUUCCACAGGAUGCUGACGUGCUCCAAGAAUUAAAAAGUACACCAACUCAAAACAGUGAAAUUCCUAAGGAUCAAACUCAAGAAAUCACACAGAAACCCAAAGCCACAGAAACAGCUUUGAAAUCUGAACAGAGCAAUGUAACAACUGUGCCUGAUCCUGAGAAUAGUCAGAAGAUCCCUGCACCUUGUCUUGUUCCUGCUGCUUCUCCAACUGAAUCCUGUGACUCUAAGGAUAGGAGUGAAGAUGAAUCUGAAACUGAGACUAGCCAGGAGAAGAUUUCGAAUGGAAUGGUUAAUGUUUGUAUCAAUACUGACGAUGUGGAUUUCAAGGAGACUUUCAAAAUAAUAGAAGCAGAGAGGACUGAAUUGACUCGUUAUAUUGAAGAUCUGCGUGACAGCUGCAAGCAAAUAGAAAAUGAAAGCUAUCUUGAAAUCAAAGGAUGGAAACAAAGAAUUCAAGAGAAAGAGAAAGAAAGUGCAGGCAUCCAGCAAGAAGUUAAUAGAGUCCACCAUCAACUCCAGGAAGAAUCUAACAGGAUGGAUCAGGAACAAAUAAAUCAUCAAGCACAAUUACAGAAAGUCAAGGAAUUACUUAGAGUUAAAAAAGCUCAAUGUGAAAGGUAUGUAAAAUCAGUGAAUGACAAGAAUGAAGAACUGCUGAAACUAAAAAAAGAAUUUGAAAAUGAACAGGAAAAAUGGUGCUAUGAACAGCGACAGCUGGAUGAAGAGAUUGCAAAUGCACAACAGAUUGAAACAGAGAAUAUAAAAAAAGCAAUCAGUCAAGAGUGUCUUUUGCUGGAGAUGCGCAGAGAUUUCUUACUCAGUAACCUGGAGGAAGCUCUGUUGGAGACGGAACAGCAGCUCAGCAUGCUCAUGGAUAAGACAAAGGGGCCAAUUGCUGAUCCAUCACAUAUUCAAGCCACUGUGAACAAAUGGGAUGCUACUGCUGCUGAUCUCAGAAGCAAGAUUGAAUAUACAAAGAAAAAUUUCAAUAAUCAUAUUCAGCUGAUCAAAAAUGGAGCUAAACUGAGUAAUCUUCCAGAACUCAUCAAUCCUGAACCACGAUACCCGCUUGCUUUGCAGGUUCCCAAAUCUGGGAGGAAAGCAAGCUCUCCUAGUUUACCAUUGCCCCAGCAUUCUCUCCAUUUACAUUCAGCUACUAAUGCUGCAGCCACCAUUGUGACUCCAGCAUCAAGCCAGUUACAUGGAUAUAGAAACAGGUCAGAAUUAAGCAAUUUUGAUGAGCCAGGACAAAUUGAGAAGAAAUCAUGGAUGGGUGUUGAGUAUCAACAACAGUUUCUGCAGCAUCAGGAGAGCAUUGAAGAAGACCCUUGUGUCAUUUGCCAUGAGGAAUUAGUUCCCCACAAAGAUUGUUAUCAGCUGGAAUGCAAGCAUACUUUUCACAAAAAGUGUAUUGAUUACUGGCUGAAGGAACAAAGUACAUGUCCUAUUUGCAGGAUUCUUGUACUAAAGCCAGAGGAUUAUCCACAACUUUCAAAAAAUUAAGGGGUUUGAACAUAACAUCCUCUGAUCUGCCCAGCUCACUUAACUCUACUAAAGCAUGCUCUACCUGCUAUGAAGGAAAUUGAACUAAAGCCAGAACUGUGUUUGGUUCUUUGGAGAGAAAUAGAAGAAAAAUGAACAUACGCGUAAAGGAGAAUAGCCAAGGAAAAUUCAGUUCAAACAUUUGAGAGAAACCUGCAGGCUGAUGUGGUUGAACAUACCAUGUGGAGGUUAUGGAAACCUCAGAAAUUCCUUGCACUGUUAGUACUAAUAAGUAAUUUGUAAUUGUUUUUCCUAUUAUGCCCCUUGGAAUGCAAAAGUACAUUUGAAGAAUCACAGUACUUAAGAUUUCCCCUAUUUUUUAGAAAGCCAAGUACAGGAUGCAGUUAUGUGGGUAAAUAUAGAAGCCACAGUGGCAACCCUCAGGCCAGAUACUGCACUUGGUCAUUCUUUUGGCAUGUGAGACAUUAGAUCAGUUACAGAUUUGAUGGAUAUUUAUUAAUAUCCUAUUCAGUUUACUUUUUAUUCAACAAGGAUGUAAUGAUUUAGUUAUUUUAUGAAAUAAUUGUAUUUAUUUAGUACAGUGACAAACUGAAAUGUGCUGAAAUCUUUCGUACACAGUAAAUUACUUUGGACAUGUGUGUAAAUGUGGUAACUAAUCUGUAACAUUAAAGUCUCAUAAAC
Molecule: messenger RNA, 4594 nt
Organism: Mobula hypostoma (lesser devil ray)
Lineage: Eukaryota; Metazoa; Chordata; Chondrichthyes; Myliobatiformes; Myliobatidae
Exons: 27
Coding region: 152-3913 (1253 amino acids)
Source: RefSeq, a predicted model, not a curated record